Gloeophyllum trabeum ATCC 11539 is the source of this 8082-nucleotide messenger RNA. RefSeq names its product polyketide synthase (gene pks6). Gene Ontology annotation, molecular function: oxidoreductase activity; fatty acid synthase activity; phosphopantetheine binding. The transcript has 29 exons. Lineage: Eukaryota; Fungi; Basidiomycota; Agaricomycetes; Gloeophyllales; Gloeophyllaceae. The record is from RefSeq and is a predicted model, not a curated record. Gene Ontology annotation, biological process: fatty acid biosynthetic process. The coding region runs from base 1 to 7923 and encodes 2640 amino acids.
AUGGUCUCUCAGGUUGCACCAAGCUACUCCAACCCGGAUGUCCGGGCACUGGCUGUCGUUGGAAUGUCGAUAUGCGCUCCGGGGGGCGAAGAGUCUCCUCGAGGCUUAGACGUAGAUGCCUUUCAAGAAUUUCUGGCUACUAGAGGCGAUCCUAUGAUCGUCGUUCCCAAGGACCGUUGGAAUGCGGAAGCCUUCCACGGCUCCCAACCCGGGAAGCUCGUUACCACCAAGGGCGGGUUUAUUCCCGAAAUAUCUUACGGUGACCUUUCGGAGUUCGGAGUUACCCCUGCGGAGGCUGCACAAGUCGGCACCCCGCAGCUCGUUCUCCUUCAUCAAGCUUUCAAUGCCCUUCAGCGAAGCGGUGUAGACUAUCGCCACACAUCUACUGGUGUUUACAUCGGCGUCGGCGGGUCCGGCGUCCCGUAUGAGAUGGAUAUCACUCGUGCCGGUGCCUACUAUUCCACCGGUAUGGCAAUGUCAAUCGCCGCCAACAGGAUUAACUAUGUCUUCGACCUCAUGGGACCGUCGGUGCCGGUAGACACCGCUUGCUCGUCGUCGCUAGUCGCCAUACACCUCGCCAUCCAGGCCAUCCGCAACGGCGAGUGCGAGCAAGCGGUUAUUGCUGGUGUCAACUUUGUCAGCAACCCGCUCGACACUGUGGCGCUCAGCCAGCUAGGUCUUCUUAGCGAAGACGGCCACUGCAAGUCGUUCAGCGAUGACGCCGAUGGGUGCGCUCGUGCUGACGUCGUUAAUGCGGUGGUUAUCAAGCGCCACGACCUCGCCGUCAGAGACCACGACAAGAUACUAGCCUCCCUCGUAGGCACGUCGCUCACGACCUGCGGUAAUAUCAUGGGCUCCUUGACGACCCCGAACCCGGAGGCUCACAUCAUGGCCAUUCGCGCCGCGUAUGACGACGCUGGCCUCCAGCCGCACCAAGUUGACUUCCUCGAGUUGCAUGGGACUGGCACACCUGUUGGUGACAUGUUGGAAACAAACGCCGCCGGUGCCACGUUCUCGGAGGGGAGGAAUGGACGGGAGCUUAUUAUCGGCUCUGUCAAAAGCAACGUCGGACACACCGAGACGGGGUCCUACUUGACGGCUCUGGUAAAGGUCAUUAUGAUGUUGCAGGCAAAGCAAAUCCUCCCAAAUGGGUACUUCAAGACUCCUUCGAAGAAGAUUCACUUCGACGAAUACAAACUGCGCGUUCCCACAGCUCCCGAGGAGUUCAAGGCCCACGAUAAAGAACUAGGUCGCAUUGUAUCAAUCUCCAACUUCGGAUACGGAGGUGCUGGAGGUCACACCGUGAUACGUGAGCACGAGGAAAGGAAGCCGCUGCCUGAUUUGGAGGCUCUACGCAAAGGGCCGUUUUUAUUCACCAUGGGCGCACUCUCGCCUCGGGCCUUGCAAACCCUAGUUUCGACUUACAAGGAGCAGUAUCAGAAUGUCGACCCACUGGCUCUGGCAGAACAUUUGGGGAAGAGGACUCGGCAGAUGCCCUGGCGUACGUUUGCAGUGGCGGAUUCGCUCGCGGCUGCGUCCUUCCCGGAGGCCGUAAUGGUCGACAAGCUUCCCAGUCCGGUCGUUUUCACGUUCUCCGGACAGGGGCCCCAGCACUGGAACCAAGGACGCCUUCUCUUCCAGACCUACUCAGUCUUCCGGGAGUCGAUCCUGGCUUGCGAUGACGUCCACCAGGAGUACACCGGGCGGUCCUUCUUGGAAGAUACCGGUCUCUUCAUCAACGGCAAGUCUUCUGAGCUGGAGAAGAGCCUAGUGUGGCCCGCACUUACCAUCUCCGUCGCGAUCACCUUCUUCCAAGUCGCUAUGACCGACCUUCUUACUUCACUGAACAUACUGCCAAAAGCGGUCGUCGGCCACUCCAUCGGAGAAACCGCGGUCCUUUAUGCAUCUGGUGCGAUGCCGAAGUCGGUGGUCGUCAAGGUUGCCAUUGCCCGUGGCAAGGCGUUGUUACUGGUCGACAACAUUGGUGGCGCCAUGGUUGCGAUCUCUGGCACAGACAACAACUCUCUUCAAGACUACGUCGAGGCGGUCUCGGCUCUUGCUCAGGACCAAGGCAAGGAUGCCAAACACCUCUACCUAGCCACCUUCAAUAGCCCUACCGACAUCGGUGUAUCCGGGUCAGACGCCCUCGUAGACAUGCUUGCGAACUACAUCAAUACGUGGGCCGAUGGGGCUACGGCGCGCAAACUCCGUGUCAGUACCGCGGUGCAUUCUCCCUUUGUUGAUAUCUGCGAGAAGAGCUACCGUGCGGAGCUCAAGAGUAUCUUCUCGAAGCACAAGGGUCCGUUUGUCCCUAAGGUUCCCACCAUGUCCACGGUCACUGGCGAGUUCGUAGACGGAGAGUAUACCAUCGACUACCUGUGGAAGAAUUUGCGCCAAGCAGUACUUUUCUCCACUGCCAUCCCAAAAUUGAUAGAGCGCUUCGGCGAAAAUACCGUCUUCCUCGAAGUCUCUCCACACCCAGUGCUGUCCAGCUACAUCGAGCAGAUGGGAGCCUCAUCGGCGUUUGCGUGCAGUAUCCGUCCGCCGUCCGCUCGCCAGAUUGCAUCCGGAGCUAAGAAUACGAACGAAUUGCAAGCAUUUUUGCAGGCAGUCGGACGCCUCCUUGUUAGCGGUGUCAACUCGAUCAAUUUCUCGGUGCUCAACGGUUGCCCAAGUGAAACCAUCACAGGCCCGGCCUAUCCCUUCCAAUGGAAACAUACUCCUGUUGCUCCAAGGCUGCCGAGUUACUUGUCUUGCCUUCUGCCGCCGACUAGGCUCCUCAACUCUUCUCGACUGCGUGUCAGUCCUAAGCUCCCUGAAGAAUGGAUGGGUGACCACAUCGUGGACGAGACUAAUCUCGUUCCAGCCUCUGCCUAUAUCGAGAUGGCGCUGGAAUUCGACGGUGUAACCCAAGUCUGGGACUGUCGGUUCGACGCUCCCUGCAUUCUCGAUGAAAAUGCAUCGCCCGCCACGUUGGAGGUGGCAAAGGACGGUAACCGCUUCACGAUCAAAUCGUCCUCUUCCCUGGAGUCCAUGCAGGGCGACUUGGAGUGGACGCGCAGCGGUCCCGUCUUUGAUACGUUACAUGCUACGGGUAAGCUCGGAUACGGCAAACCCGUGACUGGUCCGAACGCCGUCACCAAGAUAGACGUUCAGGACGUCUUGAGCCGUUGCUUCGCUCGCUACACGAAGGAAGAGAUCUACGCGGAAAUGCACGAUAUUCUUCAGUUCGGCCCGGAGUUCUCUCGCGUGGAGCGCGCCGCGUUGAAUGAGGACGAAGUGGUGUGUUGGAUCCGUGGUCAUGUCGAGGGUGUCAACGCCAAGGACUAUGCGUUCCAUCCCGCUAUCAUGGAUGCUGCCUUCCAGUCUGGCAACGUGUUCAACCUGCUUUACGACAAGAUUCCUACGGGCAGAGAUGGACGAGUCCUCUACCUUCCUUAUACUCUGAGACGCGGUUACCGUAACGACGGCAGCACUGGCCCACUCGUGCUUCCUGCCGAAUUCAAAACUUAUACUAAACUGGCUGAGUGGACAACCGACCACUUCACUUUGGAUAUCUAUGUCCUAGGCGAGAACGACGAGGUCGUAUAUACAUUCGAAGGCAAGUUUCCAGAGUUUCAACCGACCUUGACCCUUACUCAACAUUGUCACGCAGGCCUCCAACUAAACUUCCUCAAUAAGGAUACCGUAUGGCCUACGGAACGGUAUAUGAACUACUGGCAACCAACCGCACUCCCACCCAGCCGGUUUGAAGGCGUGAACGACACGCUCGACACCCGCGUUGACGCGAGUGAAGCCAUCCAGCUGCUAAAAAUGCUGGACUAUCGUGCCAUGAAGUCGACAGCGCAGACAUUAAAGGACGUCCCGGGUAACUUCUCGCCGGAUGCGUAUGACCGCCAACGGUAUCUAGCUUGGGCCAAAAUUCAGGCUGGGCGGUUCCCGACAGUUCCUCCUGUCGGAUCCGACGAAGCCAUUGAAGAGCGAUAUGCUGAUCUCUUCGAGCUGGUGGAUCGUAUCGCGCCUGUGCAGAAGGACAUCCUCCGGACUUCCACCGCUGCCGUUGAAGUUAUGUUCCGCGACAACAUAAUGAGCAAGAUCUACGAGUUGCCGCCCUUCGUCGGAGACGUGUUCGGUGAGGUCGCAACCAAGUUUGUCGAGCUCGUGAAGAACGCCGUUGCUGCUGGGAAGAAGGUCGUUCGGGUUCUCGAAGUUGGCGCCGGCACUGGACGCUUGACGGCACUGCUCGGCCAAGCGCUAAUCGACGCUCGCAUUCAAGAUCUGUGUUAUGUCGAUUAUGUCAGUACUGACAUCUCGAUCUCAUUAGCUCAGGAGUCGACCGUUAAGUCCCCGUGGCCUACCAUGACUCCCAAGGCCCUCGACCUGAGUGUGCCGCUUGCUCAGCAGGGCUUCGAUGCGAACACGUUUGACAUCGUCACAGCUUUCGACGUCCUGCACGCCAUUCCCGACAUCGGUAGCACUCUCGCCGCCCUCAAGGAGCUGCUGGUUCCUGGUGGGCAUAUCGCAAUCAUCGAGCUCGAUGGUCGACGCUUCGCACAGGAGGCUCCCGGGACAAUCUACAUGGACUACGUGUUCGGCUCCUUUGCCGAGUGGUUCGGAGUGUUGCAACACCGGGAAAACGGGUCACACUGCAGUCUGACGCCCGAGCAGUGGAAGGUUGCAUUGACCGACGCGGGUUUCGGUGACAACCUCUUCCUGUCCUCACCCGGCAGCCAGAUCAUACACAUGGCCUUCGUCUCCCAAGGUCCUAAGACCGUGUACACUGGCGCAUAUGUUCCGCCCACUCCUAAUGCGUACACACUCCGUGGUUACAAGGCGGGUGAAGAGAUCGACCUCGUGAACUUCGUUUCCACCCUGGACUCGCAGAAACCCCACACGCUAUGGCUAUACGCAGAUACCGACAACAUCAAGUUGCUCGGUAUAGCGCGUUCUAUUCGGCAAGAAUUUGGUCUCUGGAAGAUCAUGCUCGUCAUCUUUGAUCCCUCCUGGAGCACAGAACAACGCGAGCGCUUCAUACAAGAGAAGCUUGUCAUGCUUCCGUACCUCGACUCUGAGGUCCAAGUUGAUGCGGAUGGGAAUUUGAAGGUUCCCCGAGUCAUCAAAGCUCCCAGUCCUCCGCAAACGGAACCCGCGCAGUCGAAACCCUUGGCUUUCGAUGGGAAAACGGUUUGGCGUGCAUACCCUCAACCUGUUGGGGCUCACGAUGUCGAAGUCGCGGUUGACUAUGUCAACGUUCGUCCGCUCUUCUCGGAUGUCACGGAGUUCACGGGAGUGGUGACGGCGGUAGGCUCCGACACUUCCGACGGCGCGCUGGUGGGAAAGCGUGUGGUUGGCAUUGCGUACAAGCCUCCGAGCACCGUCAUUGUCUGCCCGCGCGGGCAAGUCAGUCCAGUUGAGGGCGAAGCGACGAGCUCGCUUGCAGUUGGACCGCGCGCAGCGUUCAUUUCCUCAAUUGUGCAACCGCUUGUGUCGUCCAUCACUGCCGGUGACAGUCAUGUCCUCGUCCACGUCGGCUCUGGUGGUCCCGCAGCUCUUGCGGUGGUCAAGUACUUGCAAAGCCUGAAAGCGAAAGUCUUCGUCACUGCUUCGGACCCCUCGACUCUGGUGUUGGCUGGUAUCUCCACUCCGGCCGUCCGUUCCACCGAAUACGAUGUCUGGGUCACGGCUUCGCAGGCCUGGGCACCUCACGGUAUCGAAAUCGCUUUCAAUUUUGACAACGACCGAAACAUCGUCGCGGAGACAAGAGAGCUUCUCUCGAAGACUGGCACUCUAGUCGAUGCGACCGGUCGCUUCCCAGUGGGUCUCAAGAACAGCCAGCGAUAUAUCGCCGUCGACUCGACUAGCGUCAUCAACGCGUCGAGGCUAAUCCCCGAAGGACUGUCUUCCCUAUCGAAGGAGGCUCUGGAGGCGUUGUCCCCGAAGGUCGCGGUCUUCACACUCCCUCAGCUUGGAGAUGCUACACACGCCACCGCUGCGGAAGAUACGGCAGUGCUCCUUGAUGUGAAGUCCGAGACCGACUCCCUGUCCGUCACGAGAGCCGGAGUGCUGAAGGGCACCAACGCCUUCGAUCCCCGUGCGACGUACAUCGUCGUAGGGGGUAGCCUCAAACCUGGCAAGCUUGUUUACCAGAAGAAGAUCCUGCAGUCGCUGCGCUCUGUCCCCGGAGUCACGAUUGACAUUGUGGCGAACGACAUCAUGGACCUGGAGCAGGCGAAGGCCUUGUUCAGCGGGGAGCGACGCGUGGCGGGCGUGUUCUUCUUGCCUGUUGUCUUGGAGGACACCUUAUUCGCAAACAUGACCUCUGAGAAGUACUGGAAGCCAGUGACCGACGUGAAGGUCAAGGGUCUCACAAACCUGGUGCAAGCCAAGAACCCUGCCGAGCUCGACUUCCUGGUGAUCGCCUCUACUGCCGCCAUUCUGCUUGGCUCCGAGGGUCAAGCUAACUACACCUCCGCCAACGUCCAAAUGGAGCAGCUCGCAGCCAAGCUGCCCAACACCGUGACUAUCAGCGUUCCUGCCUUGACGGACGGUGGUGUCUACGUCAACAGUAUCGCCAAGAACCAGUCUCGCAACGCCGCCCUCGACAAGUUCCGUGACCUCGGGUACAGCACGCUCCGCGUUGCCGAGCACUGUGUCGACGCCAUCUGGACGCUCAAUACGCCCGCUUAUAACCCGCUUUACAUCCCGCCCCUCGUCUGGCGCGGUGUCAUGGAUGUCGUUCCGCCAGACAAUAGGCCGUUCGUGCGCCACCUGCUGGUGAAGGAGUCGAGCGAGAACCGGGCGGCAGACGGCGCGAAGGAGAGCUCGAUUCGAGGGACGUGCGCGUCGGUGCUCUCGAUGGAGGUCGACGAGCUCGAGGACAUCGUGCCGCUCGCGAGCUACGGGCUCGACUCGCUCACCUCUGUGCGCCUCAGCGGGCUCCUGCAGCAGAAAUUCGGGAUCGCGGUGACGCAGAUGCAGCUGCUGAGCAGCCACAUGACCGUGAAGAAGCUCGAGGAGAUGCAGGAAGAGCAGAACGCUGUCGCUUCGCCUGCGGCUGCCGUCAACGGGCAGGUGAACGGCGACGGCGGCGCUGCGCUGGGUGACGAUGUCAGCCAGACGGUCGUCAAGCUGAACGGUGUGGCAGACGGUACUCCCUUGUUCGUCCUGCACGGCGCGGGUGGCGGUAUCUCUGUCAUGCGGAAGUUUGCGCAGAAGGUGAAGUGUCCAGUCUAUGGCGUGCAGGAUACGCCCGAGGCGCCGAUCAAUGGCACGAUAUACACGCUCGCGCAAUUCUAUACGGCUAAGAUUCGGGAGAAGCAGCCGCAUGGGCCUUACCAUCUCGCUGGGUUCUCGUUCGGCACUUACGUGGUACUCUACGUCGCCAUGGAGCUCCGCGACGCGGGAGAGGUGGUCGCACCGCUCAUCAUGAUCGACUCUGCGCCGACACUCUUCAUCCGCGAGGAGUUCCGUGCAUGGUCGAGCAAGAACCUGCUCGACAACAAGCUGAAGGAGGAGAUCAUGGGUGUCGUCACUGACAUGUCUACGAGCGGGAGCUUGGACGACACUGAGGAGGUCAUCGGGCAGUUUGAGGAGCACUUCAAGAAGAAGGAGCGGGGCGAGGCAGGCGCGAAGUGGGUCGCGCGGUUCUGUCGGGCGUAUGCGGCGCACUUCAUCAUGAGCAUCCGCGCAUCCAAGGACCUGGCCGAGGAGAUGAAGAAGCCGUGGCCGAGCGAGCGGACGGUGCUGAUCCGCGCGCAGGGCGGCGUCGCGACGAAGCCACAGUUCAAGGGAGCGAGCCGCGCUCUGGGGCUGGACAAGUGGGCGGCGCACGUCGACGUGCACGAGCUGCCCGGGACGCACUUCGGUAUUCUGAACCCGGAUAACGGGAUUGCAGACGUGUUGAACGGGGUUUGCGGCGUCUGAGUAGAGGGUAUAUUUGUUGCAUCUUGGCUAUAAGGGGUCGUGUAUCAAACGGUUUAUGAGAGUGACGUCUUGAUGUGUAUUACAUGAUCUUGGAUGUAUGUAUCUAUACGAAGCUCGUAAAGAGCAGUUCAUGCAAGAAUGAUGUUUCUUCAGUCCUGC